UGGAGAGGAGAGGCAGAGCCAUGCACUCCUCCGGAGCAGCUCUCGCCCCUCUGUGACUGCCCUGCCUAGGCAUGUCCUGACAACUUGCUCAUUUCCCACAUUUUCAUCACCUUUAUCUGUCCGGGAACUUUUUUUGUUACUUUAUCUCGAAAAAUCUACUUUCCAACACUUUGAUGGUGCUAGAACACUGGAUUGGGCGAUUGGGUCCUGUUGUCGGUUCACCGUUUUGUGGCUAUGUUGAAAAAGAAACGGAGGAGGUGAAGCUCGAAACGUUGAUACAGUUUGGCUGGGGCGAAUCUCAUGGGGAUCAGUACAGGAGCGCGGACUGCUAAAGAAACAAAGUGAUGUCGUGCUCUUUGACCACCAUGGAAAAAUACUUGACCAUGCUGCUUUUAUUGCUGUUGGUGCAGCAUUUUGGGAACUGUGAAGAAAGCCAUGGGCUGCACACUCCUGCGUCAAUGCAGUUUACUCAGCACCAAUAUAAUGCCACUGUACACGAAAAUUCAGCCGCAAAAACCUAUGUUGGACACCAAGCAAAAAUGGGUAUUUUCUUAAAAAACCCUGCAUGGGACAUAAAGUACAAAAUUGUCUCUGGUGACAAUGAGAACAUUUUCAAAGCUGAAGAGUACGUCCUGGGAGAUUUCUGCUUUCUGAGGAUAAGAACCAAGGGGGGUAAUACAGCGAUUCUUAACAGAGAAGUUAAAGACCACUAUCUCCUCAAUGUUAAAGCAGUUGAGAGGAACUCAAACUCUGAAGCCCGCACAAAAAUUAGUGUUCAAGUACUGGAUACAAAUGACCUGAGACCACUGUUCUCACCAACCUCAUACAGUGUCUCCUUGCCGGAAAACAAAGCAAUAAGGACCAGCAUUGCAAAAGUCACAGCAACAGAUGCAGACAUUGGAACCAAUGGUGAUUUCUAUUACAGUUUUAAAGAGAGAACAGAUAUGUUUGCUAUUCAUCCAACCAGUGGUGCUAUAAUAUUGACUGGAAAACUUGAUUAUUCCGACACUGAUAAGUAUGAUAUGGAAAUACUUGCAGUGGAUCGCGGGAUGAAAUUGUACGGAACCAGUGGCAUUAGUAGUAUGGCAAGACUUACUGUUUAUGUGGAACAAGCAAAUGAACAUGCACCGGUUAUCUCCGCUAUUACAAUGACACCUUCAGAACAUGAUAAAGAUUUAACAUAUGCAACUGUAUCAGUAGAUGACUAUGACCAAGGAUCCAAUGGAGAAAUCGCCUCUCUAAGCAUUGUUGCUGGCGACCCUUUACAGCUCUUUAAGACAGUCAGGACUGCUCCUGGAAGUAAGGAAUAUAAAAUUGUGGCUCUUGGAGAGAUUGAUUGGGAGAAACAGCCAUAUGGUUACAAUUUGACUCUCCAGGCAAAAGACAAAGGAUCCCCUCCACAGUACUCUCAAACCAAAGUCAUACAUUUGACAUCUCCGCUAGUUAAACAGGGUCCAGUUAAAUUUGAAAAAGAGGUCUACAGGGCUGAAAUAAGUGAAUUUGCUCCUCCAAAUACACCUAUAGUUAUGGUUAAAGCAAUAUCUAAUCAGGCACGCCUGAAAUAUAUUUUUAAAAAUGGCGCAGACCAAACCAGAUUCACCUUAAAUGCUAACACAGGCCUGAUUAGCACUUUAUUACCCAUCAAAGCAAAACAAGCAUCGCAUAUCGAACUAGACAUCAUGACUAGUGACAAAAAGGCUUUUACAAAAGUGAUGAUCAAAGUGCUCGGUACAAACAGCAAUGCCCCUGAGUUUACCAAGACCUCCUACAAAGCAGUGGUGGACGAGAAUGUGCCACUAGGCACCAGUGUACUACGAGUUAAUGCUAUUGAUCACGAUGAAGGGGAGAAUGGAUAUAUAACUUAUAGCAUUGCUAACUUGAAUCCAGUGCCUUUUGUCAUUGAUGCUUUCUCUGGUGUUAUUAGCACAGCUGAAGAAUUAGACUAUGAGUUGAUGCCAAGAAUAUAUACUGUAAAAGUCAGAGCAUCCGAUUGGGGUUUGCCUUAUCGCAGAGAGGUUGAAAUUCCUGCCACGAUCACACUGAAUAAUUUAAAUGACAACACGCCUUUGUUUGAGAAGAUAAAUUGUGAAGGCACAAUCCCCAAAGACCUUAGAGUUGGGGAACAAAUAACCACCGUUUCUGCUAUUGAUGCUGAUGAACUUCAGUUGGUAAGGUACAGAAUAGAAUCUGGUAAUGAGUUUGAUUUAUUUAACUUGAAUCCUAAUUCAGGAGUGCUUUCUUUGAAACAACCUCUUUCAGAGGGCCUUGGGAGCAAAAUGUCUUUUCACAGUUUGAGGAUUACAGCUACAGAUGGUGAAAACGUAGCCAACUCAAUUUAUAUCAAUAUUACUGUGACUUCGAGCCGAAAAACUGUUCACUUAGACUGUGAGGAAACUGGAGUUGCCAAAAUGCUAGCAGAGAAACUUCUACAAGCAAAUAAGUUAUUUCAUCGUGGGACACCAGAGGAGGUUGAUUUUGACACUCACUUGGCAAACUUUCAUGUUCCUCAGUUUAAAAAUAUGCUUCCUAGUAGAAUUGUAAUUAAGGAAAAUGUACCUGUAGGAAGCAGCAUCAUUCAAAUCGAGGCCAAUGACCUUGACACUGGUUUCAGUGGAAAACUAGUAUAUGCUCUCUCUUCAGGAAACAACGAUAGCUGUUUCAGCAUAGAUAUGGAAAAUGGUUGGCUUAAGGUUUUAUCUCCGCUAGAUCGAGAGCUUGAAGAUCAGUACUCUUUGAAUAUUACAGUGUACGACCUUGGAAUACCACAAAAAUCUGCGUGGCGUCUAAUAGACGUUGGUAUUCUUGAUGUAAAUGACAACCCCCCAGAGUUUUUACAGAACAGUUAUUCGGUUGAAGUUAAGGAGAACGAGGAAGAGAACAAGGCAAUAAUUCAAAUAGAAGCGAUGGACAAAGACUUGGGAGUGAAUGGCGAAGUGAAAUAUUCUAUAAUUACUGACACUGAUCUAUUUACCAUUGAUAGCACAACAGGGGUGGUAAAAGCUGUAGCACCACUGGAUCGAGAAACACAGCCAAUGCAUUUGCUCAAGAUAGAAGCCAGGGACCAAGCAGAUAGUGAGCCUCAGAUGUAUUCUACUAUCGUUUUAAAAAUAUUGGUAGAAGAUGCAAAUGAUAACCAUCCAGUAUUCAUUCCCUCAAACUACCAUGUGAAAGUGAGAGAGGAUCUUCCAGUGGGAACAGUUGUUACUUGGCUAGAAGCUUAUGAUCCAGAUGUAGGUCUCUCUGGUCAAGUCCGUUAUAGUCUUUUAGAAAAUACUGAUGGAAAGUUUGAAGUAGAUAAACUGAGUGGAGCUGUACGUAUAGUACAUGAGCUAGAUUUCGAGGAAAAACAGAUUUACAACCUGACUGCAAGAGCAAAAGACAGAGGCAAACCCACUUCCUUGUCUUCUACAUGUUACAUUGAAAUUGAAGUCAUUGAUGUGAAUGAGAACUUGUAUACGCCAAGGUUUUCAAACUUUGUACAGAAAGCUUUAGUAAGAGAAGAUGCCCCAAUUGGAACUCCAGUGCUGACGGUGUCAGCUCACGAUGAGGAUACAGGACGGGAUGGGGAAAUCAGAUAUUCAAUAAGGGAUGGAUCUGGACUUGGUGUCUUCACUAUAAAUGAAGAAAAAGGUACUAUACGGACAGUGGAUGUUCUGGACCGUGAAACUACUUCUCACUACUGGUUGACUGUGUAUGCUACAGACCGUGGUGUGGUUCCCCUUUCAUCUUUCAUCGAAGUAUACAUAGAGAUAGAAGAUGUUAAUGACAAUGCUCCACAGACAACCGAACCCGUGUACCAUCCAGAAAUUAUGGAAAAUUCACCCAAGGAUGUAUCUGUUGUGCAGAUUACAGCUUUUGAUCCAGACUCCAGUUCCAACGACAAGCUAACCUACAGAAUUUCAAGUGGUAACCCGCAAGGAUUCUUUGCAAUAAAUCCCAAGACAGGUUUGGUCACCACUACAUCAAGAAAGCUAGACCGAGAACAGCAAGCAGAGCAUAUACUCGAGGUGACUAUAACCGAUAACGGAUAUCCUCCAAAAUCAGCGGUUACUAGAGUUAUUGUGAAGGUGCUAGAUGAGAAUGAGCACAAACCCUUGUUUAUGCAAAAAGUCUACAAGAUUAGACUUCCAGAGCUUGAAAAGCCCGAAAAAGAGAAGAAUGCCAAAAAGGAGACAAUCUACAGAGUGAUUGCUGUAGAUAAGGAUGCUGGGCCCAAUGCAGAAAUAUCAUACAGCAUUGAGGAUGGAAACGAUGAGGGGAAAUUUUUCAUCGACCCCAAAACAGGAUCUGUCUCCUCCAAGAAAUUUUCUGCGGCAGGAGAAUAUGAUAUUCUGACGAUUAAAGCUGUUGAUAACGGAAGACCUCAGAAAUCAUCAAGUGUUCGAUUACAUAUAGAAUGGAUUGCAAAACCAACACCGUUAAUAGAACCAUUAUCCUUUGAGGAACCAUUUUUCACCUUUACUGUAAUGGAAAGUGAUCCUGUUGCUCAUAUGAUUGGCGUGAUAACGGCAGAACCAGCGGGCUCACCAUUGUGGUUUGACAUUAUCGGUGGCAAUUAUGACAGCAGAUUCGAUGUGGACAAGGGCACAGGAACCAUCAUUGUCGCUGGACCACUCGAUGCAGAACAGAAAUCUAAUUACAGCUUGACAGUGGUGGCAACAGAUGGGACAAGAUCUAUCAGUACACAGGUUCUCAUUAAAGUGAUAGAUACAAAUGACCACAGGCCGGAAUUUUCGACUUCAAAGUAUGAAGUUCUAAUCCCAGAAGAUAUUAAUCCAGAGACUGAAAUUUUGCAAGUCACGGCUACAGACAAAGAUGAGAAGAACAAGUUGAUUUACACUUUGCAGAGCAGUACCGACCCUGCCAGUCUAAAGAAGUUUCGAAUUGAUCCUGCCACCGGCUCAUUAUACAUCGUUGAAAAAUUGGACCAUGAAACUAUGCAGCAGCACAUCCUCACAGUGAUGGUACGCGAUCAAGAUGUUCCUGUUUUACGCAACUUUGCCAGAAUUGUUAUUAAUGUAACUGACACGAAUGACCAUGCCCCAUGGUUUACAAGCUCGUUCUAUGAAGGCCGAGUAUAUGAAUCAGCAGCUGUUGGAUCAGCUGUUCUGCAGGUUACCGCGUUGGACAAAGACAAAGGAAAAAACGCUGAAGUUGUUUAUUCUAUUGAGUCUGGGAACACAGCAAACGCUUUUACCAUUGAUCCAGUUAUGGGAAUUAUUAAGACUGCAAAAGAACUUGAUCGCACAGUCAACAGUCAGUACGAACUGGUCAUCAAAGCUUCAGAUCGUGGAGUUCCUCCAAUGAGCCAGAUAGUAUCAGUAUAUAUUACGGUUACAAUUUCUGAUAACGCAGCACCCAGAUUCACGACGAAAGAGUUUUCUGCCGAAAUUAGUGAAGCUGCUCGCAUCGGUACUUUUGUGCAACUGCUGUCCAUCCGCAGUCAGUCCUCUGUAGUAUAUGAGAUAAAGGAUGGAAACAUAGGAGAUUCAUUUGAUAUCAAUCCCAGCUCUGGCAUCCUCAUUACUCAGAAGCAACUAGACUUUGAAACACUUCCUUCUUAUGUACUUACUGUUCAAGCAACAAAUAUGGCUGGAUUGUCAACAAACACAACUGUUGUCAUACAUGUUAGAGAUGAGAAUGACAAUUUUCCAGUUUUUGUGCAAACUGAAUACAAAGGUCUUAUUAGCGAAUCCGCAUCACCUAGCAGUGUUGUCCUCACGGAGGAGAAUGUUCCGUUAGUAAUACGGGCCACUGAUGAUGACAGAGAAUCAAAUGCUCUGCUUGUUUAUCAGAUUGUUGAACCGUCUGUCCGCAAAUAUUUUGCUAUUGACUCCAGCACUGGUGCAAUACGUACGUUAGCAAGUCUAGAUUAUGAACAGACAAACAUAUUCCAUUUUACGGUACAGGUACACGAUAUGGGUUAUCCGCGUUUAUUUGCAGAGCGUGCUGCUAAUGUUACCAUAUACGUGCUGGAUAUCAAUGACUGUCCACCGGUUUUCACAAGAGAUGUCUAUGAAGCCUCACUUUUGAUACCAACAUACAAAGGAGUCAGGGUUAUUACGGUGAAUGCCACAGAUGACGACUCUGGAUCCUUUUCAGAACUCAUGUAUUCCAUUGUUGAAGGGAACAUUGGAGAAAAAUUUGCAAUUGAUCCCCUAAAAGGAAUUAUAACUGUUCAAAGCACAAACCCAUUAAGAAGCAGAUAUGAAUUGACUGUACGGUCCUCUGAUGGUAAAUUUUCAAGCCUUGCAUCAGUUAAGAUUAACGUGAAGGAAAGCAAAGAAAGUCCACUGAAAUUCACUCAACGUUCGUACACUGCAGAAGUGCAGGAAAACGAAACUCAAGUAAAAACGUUGACUAUUAUUAGUCCGGUUGGCAACCGUAUUAAUGAACCCUUGUUCUACCGAAUUCUUAACCCAGAUGUUAGAUUUAAAGUUAGUCAUACAUCUGGUGUAUUGUCAACUACUGGAAUACCAUUUGAUCGUGAACAGCAGGAGUUAUUUGAAUUGGUGGUGGAAGUCACAGAUGAGCAUAUUCCUCCAAGGCUUGCACAUGUUUUGGUGAGAUUAACCAUACAAGAUGUAAAUGAUAACAGCCCUGUUUUUGUUAACCUCCCUUAUUAUGCAAUGGUACAGAUAGAUGCUGAAGUGGGUCAUGUUAUAAGACACGUAACGGCCGUGGAUCGAGAUAUUGGCGAAAAUGGAGAAAUACACUAUUCCUUAAAAGAGCAUUCCCAGAACUUUCAGAUUGGACCAAGUGGUGAGAUCUCUAUAAAAAAGAUGUUUGAUCCUGAUGCAUUUAAUAAGGAAUAUUUUAUAACUGUAGUAGCAAAAGAUGGCGGAAACCCAUCAUUUUUUGCUGAAGCUACUGUCUCAAUUACAGUAAUGAAUAAAGCCAUGCCAGUUUUUGAAAAACCUUUUUAUAGUGCCGAAAUAGCUGAAAAUGCCCAGCUUCACAGCCCUGUGGUCCAUGUACAAGCCAAUAGUCCAGAAGGGCUUCGAAUCAUUUACAGUAUCACAGAUGGUGAUCCAUUCAGUCAAUUUAAUAUCAACUUUAACACUGGCGUCAUAAAUGUUUUUGCUCCCCUUGAUUUUGAAUCCCAUCCAGCCUAUAAACUAAGAGUACGAGCCACGGACUCCCUAACUGGGGCACAUGCCGAAGUUUUUGUUGACAUUAUCUUGGAGGAUGUCAAUGAUAAUAAACCAGUGUUCAAAGAGAAAACAUAUGCUGCCACCUUGUCUGAGGCAUCCAUAAUUGGGACAUCUGUUGUGCAAGUGAAUGCUGUAGAUGCGGAUUCUGAACAGAAUAAUGCUGUUUCCUAUGAACUGGUUGGGAACGAUGGCAAUGCUUCCCAGUAUUUUCACAUUGACAGAGUCAGUGGAGUCAUAGUAACAACAAAGUCUUUGGAUUAUGAGGAGUUCCAAGAGUAUAGUUUAUUAAUAAGGGCUGUUGACAAUGGUGUUCCCCCCUUAAGCAGUGACACCAUAGUAAAGGUUAGCAUAACUGAUAUUAAUGAUAACCCACCUUCAUUCACCCAACAACUUUAUGAAGCUAAAUUUAGUGAGCUUGCUAGACGUGGACACUUUGUCACUUGCGUUAAAGCAACAGAUCCUGAUUAUUCAGAUACUGAAAAACUUGAAUAUUCUAUACUUUCUGGGAAUGAGGAUAUGAAUUUUGUCAUUGAUGGUAAAAGUGGUAUAAUAACAGUUUCUAACUUACGGAAAUCAGCUCUGCAUCCGCUUUACACCCUAAAUGUGUCUGUUUCGGAUGGCGUCUUCAGAAGUUCAGCCCAGGUUCGCGUUGCUGUAAUGUUUGCCAACUUAUAUAGCCCUAGUUUUGGACAAAAUGAAUAUGAAGUGGAGCUUUCUGAAAAUUCUCCAGUGCAUACCCUUGUUACGGAACUUAAAGCUGUUGAUGAGGACAAAGGGCUAUAUGGGCAGAUCAGUUACCAUAUUCUUAAUGAGUUUGCAAAAGACAAUUUCUACAUUAAUGAAAGAGGCCAGUUGUUUACUACAGAAAGGCCUGACCGUGAAAACCCAACCAACAAGGUAAUCCCUAUAAGCAUAAUGGCAAAGGAUACUGGAGGAAAAGUUGGCUUCUGCACUGUUAAUGUUAUACUUACAGAUUAUAAUGAUAAUGAUCCAAGAUUCCGCUCCACCGAGUACAAAGUAAGCAUUGCAUCCAAUGUACCACGGGGAUCAACAGUUGUAAAAGUCACAGCAUCCGAUUGUGAUGAGGGAGCAAACGCCGAUAUAUCUUAUUCCAUUGAAGCAAAAUCUGAAACUGUUGAAGAAAAUUUUGAAAUCAAUCCAUUUUCUGGCACCAUUUCUACAAAGGAAAGCUUGGUUGGUUUAGAAAAUGAAGUCUAUUCAUUCUUUGUUAAGGCUACUGAUGGAGGAUCCCCUUCAAGAGAAUCGAUUGCCCCUGUCUUCAUUAAGAUUAUCCCACCUGAAGUGGUGUUGCCAAAAUUUUCAGAACCAUUUUAUACAUUAAGUAUCUCAGAAGAUGCUGCCAUAGGUACAGAACUUGAUGUCAUGAAAGCAGAAAGCAGCUAUCCCAUAAUGUAUUCUCUGGUGAAAGGAAAUACACCUGAAAGUAAUGUUGAGGACAUUUUUGUUAUUGACAAACAAAAUGGCCGAUUAAAACUUGAAAAAGCUUUAGACCAUGAAACAACAAAAUGGUACCAGUUCUCAGUUAUGGCACAAAAUGUUCAUGACGAACAAGACAUGGUUUACUCUGUAGAUGUCAAUGUUCAAGUCAAAGAUGUUAAUGACAAUAAACCAAUUUUUGAAGCAAAUCCGUAUGAAACAAUCAUCGCUGAAAAUCUUCCUGGAGGCACAAAGGUUGUGCAAGUAAAAGCAGUUGAUCUUGAUUCAGGCUCCAAUGGGCGUGUUUCAUAUAUGCUGGCAGAUUUGCAAGAACCACAGGAAAUUAAACAACUUUUCUCGGUGGAUUUGGAAACUGGAUGGGUCAGCACUCUGGGUGAACUUGACCAUGAGAAAAACAACAAAUACAGCAUUGUUGUCAUUGCGUAUGAUCAUGGUGAUAAGGUUCUGUCCUCUACUUCUGUGGUUGAUGUAACAGUAAUAGAUGUGAAUGACAACCCACCUCGAUUCACUGCUGAAAUCUAUAAAGGAACAGUGAGUGAAGAUGACCCACCUGGUGGUGUGAUUGCCAUUGUGAGUACCACAGAUGAAGACUUGGAGGAGAUAAACAAAGAGGUCACCUACUAUAUCACAGGAGGAGAUCCGCUUGGUCAAUUUGCCAUUGAAAACAUGCAGCAUGAAUGUAAAGUCUAUGUGAAAAGGCCACUAGACAGGGAAGUCAAAGACAAUUAUCUUCUGAACAUAACAGCAACAGAUGGAACUUUUGCAAGCAAGGCUGUAGUGGAAGUCAAAGUCCUUGAUGCCAAUGACAAUAGUCCUGUGUGUGACAAGAAUUUAUAUGCUGAAACCGUCACAGAAGAUGCUCUUCCCGGUAAAAUAAUUCUGCAGGUUUCUGCAAGCGAUGCUGACAUUCGCUCUAAUGCAGAGAUCACGUAUACUUUGCACGGACCAGGUGCAGAGAAUUUCCACCUCCAUGCAAUUACAGGUGAGCUGAAGACAUCAUCGCCUCUUGAUCGUGAGAUUCAGGAAGUAUACCAUCUAUGGGUAAAAGCCUCCGACGGAGGUGGCAGGUUCUGCCAGGCGGAUAUCGAGUUGACCUUAGAAGAUAUAAAUGACAAUGCUCCUGAAUUCUCUUCGGAUCCCUACACUGUUACUGUGUUUGAAAACACGGAGCCCAAAACGCCACUGACAAGAGUGCAGGCUAUCGAUGCUGAUGCAGGACUUAAUCAUAAGGUGCAAUAUUCAUUAGUCAACUCGGCAGAAGGUCAAUUCUCAAUUGACGAGUUGUCUGGAAUAAUUAGUUUGGAGAAAAUGCUGGAUCGGGAAUCACAGGCAGUUUAUACCCUGACAGUCAGAGCCACAGAUCAAGGAUUACCUCGAAAGCUUUCUUCUGUUGCAAGUGUAGUCGUAUCGGUCUUGGAUAUCAACGAUAACCCACCCGUGUUUGAACACCGAGAAUAUGGUGCAACUCUAUCAGAAGAUAUUGCUGUUGGAACCGAAGUGCUUCAAGUAUAUGCUACUAGCAGGGAUAUAGAAGUCAAUGCAGAAAUCUCCUAUAAAAUAAUCAGUGGCAACGAACAUGGAAAAUUUAGUAUAAAUCCAGUUACAGGGAUGAUAUUUAUCAUUGAAAGUCUGGACUAUGAAACGUCUCCUGAGUAUUACUUGACAGUAGAAGCCACAGAUGGGGGAACGCCACCUCUUAGCGAUGUUGCAUCAGUGAACAUCAAUGUAACCGACGUCAAUGACAAUUCCCCGGUUUUUAGCCACAGCACGUACACGGCUGUUGUCGGUGAAGAUGCAGUGUCUGGACAGUCUGUUCUUACGGUUGUUGCUGAUGAUGCCGAUGGACCUUUGAACAGUCACAUACACUACUCAAUUAUGGAUGGCAACCAAGGGAAUACAUUUCUCAUUGAUCCAGUAAGAGGAGAAGUCAAAGUGAAUAAACUUUUAGAUAGAGAAAAGAUUUCCGGAUAUACUUUAACUGUUCAAGCAGAAGAUAAUGGAAAUCCACCCAGACUAAACACCACGACUAUUAACAUCGAUGUAUCCGAUGUCAAUGACAACCCACCAAUUUUCUCACAAGAGAAUUAUAGCCUUAUUAUACAGGAAAAUAAGCCAAUUGGUUUCAGCAUUUUGCAGUUGGUGGUCACAGACAAGGAUUCUUCACACAAUGGCCCACCUUUUACGUUCACUAUUUUGAGUGGAAAUGAAGAAAACACUUUUCAGAUUGACCAGCAAGGGGUAGUUACCACCGUGACAGCUUUAAAUCGAAAAAUCAAUGAUCAUUUUCUGCUUCAAGUCCAGGUUUCAGAUAAUGGAAAACCUCAGUUAUCAUCCAUGACCAAUAUUGAAGUGCGAGUGAUUGAGGAGAGCAUCCACCCUCCAGCAAUUUUACCUCUAGAGAUAUACAUUUCAACUUUCGGAGAGGAAUAUUCUGGAGGCGUGAUUGGAAAAAUCCAUGCAACAGAUCAAGAUGUUUACGAUACCCUUACAUACAGCCUGGAUUCUAAAGUAGAAAACCUUUUCUCCGUUUCGAGCACUGGAGGCAAGUUGAUUGCUCAUAAGCGACUGGAUGUUGGCCAGUAUCUGUUAAACGUUACUGUCACUGAUGGGAAGUUUACGACAGCAGCAGAUAUUUCUGUGCAGGUCAGACAGGUAACUCAGGAGAUGCUUAAUAACAGCAUAACGUUCAGUUUUGCAAAUCUGACUCCGGAGGAAUUCAUUGGAGACUACUGGCGGAACUUUCAAAGAACUCUAAGAAACUUAUUGGGUGGGCGCAAAAUCGACAUUCAGAUUGUUAGCUUGCAACCUUCUGAACCACCAUCGAACCUUGAUGUUCUACUGGUGGUAGAUAAACCUGGCAACACGCUUUUUGCUCCUAAAGUUCUUAUCCAGAAGAUAAACGCAUCUGUUGCUGAUAUCGAAGACUUCAGUGGCGUUAAAAUCAUUGGUGUCUUCCAAAAGCUGUGCAUUGAUGUAGAGUGCCCUUUGAGGUUUUGUGAUGAGAAGAUAUCUGUAGAUGAAAAUAUGAUGUCAACUCACAGCACCGCAAGGCUGAGCUUUGUCAUGCCCAGGCACCACCGGAAGUCUGUAUGCUUGUGCAAAGGUGGAAAAUGUCCUAUUCUAAACACUAUGUGUGAUGGAAACCCUUGUCCUGAAGGAACUGAAUGCGUUGUAGAUGUGAAAGAAGGAAAACACAAAUGUGUUUGCCAAGAUGACAGACAUGGACAAUGCAGCGCAGGUUCAUCUGUAACAUUUACUGGAAAUAGUUAUAUCAAGUACCGGCUGCUGGAAAAUGAGAACAAGGAAGAAAUGAAACUCUCAAUGAAGCUUAGAACUUAUUCAGCUCACGCAGUUGUCAUGUAUGCAAGAGGAACCGACUAUAGCAUCCUUGAGAUUCAAGGUGGAAAACUACAGUAUAAAUUUGAUUGUGGCAGUGGCCCGGGCAUAGUGUCUGUUCAGAGUAUACAUGUCAACGAUGGACAGUGGCACACGGUGUCUCUUGAAGUGGAUGGCAAUUAUGCAAGGCUGGUCUUGGAUCGUGUCCACACUGCAUCUGGAACUGCCCCCGGCACACUCAGAACGCUCAACCUUGAUAAUUUUGUGUAUUUUGGUGGUCAUAUGCGACAUGGCUCAAAACACGGGAGAGGCCCUCAAGUUAACAAUGGAUUCCGAGGAUGCAUAGACUCUGUUUUGCUAAAUGGACAAGAGCUCCCUCUAAAUAGCAAAUCUAAGAUUUAUGCUCACAUAGAGGAAUCUGUGGAUAUUUAUCCAGGUUGUUCCCUAACAAGUGCUGAUAUCUGCUCUGGAAAUCCCUGUCAAAAUGGAGGUGUUUGCUCUCCGGUGGCUAAUGGAGGCUACUACUGUAAAUGUACUUCAUUGUUCUCGGGUACACAUUGUGAAAUUGGCAUCAAUCCAUGUGCAACAAACCCUUGCCUUUAUGGUGGUACCUGCAUCGUGGUAAAGGAUGAUUUCAUCUGCCACUGUAGAGGUGAUUACACAGGCCAGAGAUGUCAGCUUGGCCCCUACUGUAAAGAUAACCCAUGUAAGAAUAGCGGAAAAUGUAUUGACAGUUUGGAUGGUCCUGUAUGUGAAUGUGAACCUGGAUUCAGAGGAGAAAGGUGCCUCAUUGAUGUGGAUGAGUGUGUAGAAAGCCCCUGUCCUAAGGGCGCUCUUUGUGAAAAUACUUAUGGCUCCUACAGUUGUAACUGUAGUCAUGGAUAUGGUGGAAAGCACUGCACAGAUAUCACGCUCAACAAAUAUGUAUCAACAUCCUGGAACAUUGGAUUGGCUGAGGUUAUUGGGAUAAUUGUAUUCAUAGCAGGAGUGUUCUGCUUAGUUGUAAUUUUUGUAGUGUGCCGUGUGGUGGUCAAUAAGAAAAAGAAGAGGAAGGCAGAAGCAGAAGACAAACACGCUGGGUCGGCUUCUUCAGCAUUUUUACAAAGAACAUUUUUGGAGCCCAAAGUUAAAAAUGUGUAUUCAGACAUCCCACCUCAGGUGCCUGUCCGACCGAUUUCAUAUACUCCAAGCAUUCCUAGUGACUCCAGGAACAACCUGGAUCGAAAUUCCUUUGAAGGAUCAACCAUUCCAGAGCACCCAGAAUUCAGCACGUUUAACCCUGACUCAAUACAUGGACAUAGGAAAACUGUAGCAGUUUGCAGCGUAGCUCCUAAUCUUCCACCUCCACCCCCAUCAAACUCGCCAUCGGACAGUGACUCAAUACAAAAGCCCAGCUGGGACUUUGACUAUGAUGCUAAGGCUGAUCUUGACCCAUGUCUUUCAAAGAAGUCUCUAGAUGAAAAACCUUGUCAGCUCUACAAUCCCCGUGAAAGUAUGUCUGAAAUACAGUCUCUCAGUUCCUUCCAAUCAGAAUCCUGUGAUGAUAAUGCUUCCAUUGUGACCGUUAUACACCUUGUCAAUGCUGUAAUUGACUCGGUGGAAAAUGAAGAUUCUUUUGCAGUUCCUGAUGUCAGGAAUUCACGAGGUUAUCACUGGGAUACUUCAGACUGGAUGCCUCCUGUCCAAUUGCCAGAUAUUCAGGAAUAUCCUCAUUAUGAAGUUGCUGAAGAAACAGCUCCUCUCUACACAGACCCUGCUUCCAUUGAAACAGAUUACUACCCAGGAGGCUACGACAUAGAAACUGACUUCCCACCUCCACCAGAAGACUACCCAUUGCCAGAUGAGCUUCCACCACUGCCACCAGAGUAUUCAGAACUGUUUGAUACAAUGCAAGCACCAAGAGAAAUGCCUAGUGUGGGCAGCUUGGGUUCAUCAACAAAAAGUAAUCAGAGAUAUAACCUGAAUAAGUACCUUCCUCAUCACCAAUAUUCAGCAAGUAUGGCAGAACCUCAAAACGCUACCAGUGGAGAUGGCAAUAGUUAUAGAGAUCCUUAUGCUGCUUCUUACAUGUUAGGGUAUAACAGAGACUUUGAAGUCCCCAUGGUGGACAACAUGUCCAUGUCUGGAUACACUUCUGCAGCUUCAUGCACUGAUGUGUCUGCAUGCUGUGAGAUGGAGUCAGAGGCCAUGAUAAGUGACUAUGAGAGUGGAGAUGAUGGUCACUUUGAAGAUGUGACAAUACCGUCUCUGGAUCCCCAGCACCACACCGAAGUCUGACACCAUAAAAAGUGCCUGGACAUUGCUCAAGUUUUAAACGUAAUAAUUUCUCACAUUUCAAUAUAUAUUUGUUUUUGUUCUUCUGUUUCAUAUGUACCAUUGCUUUUAUGCUUUUUUUUAUGUGGCAAGUGAUAUCAGGCAUGGUUACCUCUGGCCAUGAUAUUUUAAAACAUAUGUGCCAAUGCCAUUCCCAGAAUUAUGAAGACAAAUAAACCAUUUGGAUAGGCUGCUUCCACUCCAUUUUUUAAAACGUCUUUUUCUGUCUACUUUUUUUAAAUAUAUAUUUUUUUUAGGAAAAAAAUACCACUACAACAUAGUAGCAUGUAAUGUGUAUUUAUAAAGUUUCAAAUAUAAUUUUAACCUUUUGUUCCACCUGUAAAUGCAAUGUACAGUUUUGAUUUAAAUAGCAUUAGUUAGAUUUUGUAGAUAUUUUUGGAAUUCUUUUCCUUUUGAUCAUUAGCAGUUUUAAGGUCUCUCUUUUGUGCCAGGAAGCAGAUCUUUUUUCGAUUUCCGCGGCUUCACAGUAUCUCUUUAAUUCCAUUGAGGUUUUACCUUCUGGGCUGUAUUUCCAACCACAUUGUUAUUUCCAAGUAAAUUGACAGUAACAACUGUGAAUUAACAAUGCUUACUCUGAUGCAAUUUGGGACUGGAAAAAAAAUCUAAAUUGAGAUUGUAGAUUUCAAAGAUUUGCCCUAGUUGGAAAGUAUAAUGGGGACCCCUGCAUACGUGUUUAGAACCAAAAUCACCAUAACAUGGUUUUUAUGGUGUCUGUAUAUUUGUGAUGCCAUGGUCUUGUAAAGGUUUUUACUGAAAACUACCAUUAGCCAGUCUUUCUUACUGACAAUAAAUUAUUUUAAAAAAAUGUGUUUGUAUCAUUUGUGGAGUUUCUACAUCAACAAAAGUUAUUUCUUUAAAACAUCUAGUGGCCUGUUCGCCAAGCAAUGCACGGCUUAUACACAAAAUGGCAAUA
Molecule: messenger RNA, 15195 nt
Organism: Spea bombifrons (plains spadefoot toad)
Lineage: Eukaryota; Metazoa; Chordata; Amphibia; Anura; Pelobatidae
Gene: FAT1
Product: FAT atypical cadherin 1
Exons: 29
Coding region: 345-14225 (4626 amino acids)
Biological process (GO): homophilic cell-cell adhesion
Cellular component (GO): plasma membrane; cell-cell junction
Molecular function (GO): calcium ion binding
Source: RefSeq, a predicted model, not a curated record